Cetraspora pellucida is the source of this 450-nucleotide messenger RNA. NCBI's taxonomy places the organism in Eukaryota, Fungi, Glomeromycota, Glomeromycetes, Diversisporales, Gigasporaceae. The record is from the annotation of a GenBank genome assembly.
AUGGAUAUUACGCAAGUCUCGAAAGUUGCAACAGACUUUACCAACUUUUAUUAUUCCACGUUUAGCGCUGACCGAGGUCAACUCUUACCACUUUAUAGUACUCUGUCUAACAACAAGGACAUUCUAAAAUGUUUAAUGUCGAAUAAAGCAUUCCAUUUCUUUGAUAAUUCUAUUCGCUUUCUCCGAGAACGCAGAGAUCAAUCAAUGUUAACAUUCGAAGGACAAUCAUUUCAAGGUGCGAAGAACAUUAUUGAAAAAUUGACGCGAGUUCAGCACCAUAUUGCCACCAUAGACGCACAACCAAAUUUCCAGGGUAUUUUUGUUUGUGUUACUGGCGAACUACGGGUUGAUGAAGAUAAUCCGCAAAGAUUCGCACAAGCCUUUCAGCUUAUUCCUGAAGGCACAUCCUACUAUGUUCUUAAUGACAUCUUUCGUCUGAACUACGGUUGA